Messenger RNA from Siniperca chuatsi (mandarin fish), 3932 nucleotides. Its product is annotated as transforming growth factor-beta receptor-associated protein 1. The transcript has 11 exons. Gene Ontology annotation, biological process: autophagy; endosomal vesicle fusion; intracellular protein transport. Bases 351 to 2867 code for a protein of 838 amino acids. Gene Ontology annotation, cellular component: membrane; cytoplasm. Lineage: Eukaryota; Metazoa; Chordata; Actinopteri; Centrarchiformes; Sinipercidae. The record is from RefSeq and is a predicted model, not a curated record.
UACAAGUGACCGUAAUUGUGGACACCUCAAAAUAUCUGUCUUCCUCACCAUACCUAUUGUUUUGAUACUUGUAAAAGUUGGUUUUCUUGGUGAGGGCUGCUGAAUGAGUUGUGCAAGUGUCCUCACAUGGCAGGAUGAGCGGCGUAAAAUGCUGACAAAGAUUUCCUGUCAGGAAAUGGUCACAUGGGAGGUGAAACUACUUUACACUUCAUAAACUUGUGGAGGAAUCAAAGAGGAAGGGAGAACAGCAGAACGGUAGGAACGUCUUAUUUUACAUAUUUCACAGAAGAUCUGUAGCUUUGAUUUAGGCAGAUACUUAUUAAAAUAUCAAGCAUCCUUAAAUUUAUGCAAUGGCUUUUAGAGCAUUUACACAGACACACGUCUAUGAAAAGCAAGCAGUCCCAAAAGAAAAGGACAAAUCCAGCAUCCAGUGCCUUGAGUGCUAUGACCGAAAUGUGUAUUUAGGGACCAAAGAUGCAACAGUCCAGCAUCUCAUCCUUCCCAGUAGCACAAAGGGAGACCUGAGUCCUGGCCAGAGCAAAACCAGAGAAGGUAGGGCAAGAAAACUAGGCUCAAGCAACCAAGUAGCCCAACUGAGGACAGUCCCACUUUUCAACCAUCUGCUGGUCCUGUGCGACCGGAGUGUUAUUGCCCUUAACAUGUUCUCCUUAGAGCCCAUUCCAGCUCUGAAGAAGAUCCAGCAUGUGUCUUUGUUUGAGGUGUGCGACUCAUCGCUCACAGCCCAGGCAGCAUGUGUGGAGAUGGUGACUUCCUCCAGCCGCAGGAAGGUGAUCCGCAUCCACGUGAUGGGAGUGGACAGGUGGGAGGUUGUAAAGGAAGUCCCUCUGCUCCAGGACCCUGUGGCCUUGGCAGUAGAUGGCGCCUGUCUGUGUGUAGCUACCAGCGACAGGUAUCUCCUCUGUGAUAUUCAGACUGGGUGGAGUGAGGAGCUUUUUCCACACAAUCACAGCAGGCAGCGUGUCAUUGUUACCUCAGUGGGACGAGGGGAAUUCCUCCUGAACGGGCCUGAAUCUUUGGGCAUGUUUGUGAUGAAGACAGGGAUAUGCCAGCGCCCUCCCCUGCAGUGGCCUCAGGAGGUGCUGGCAGCCGGAGUAUGUUUCCCUUACAUCCUAACCCUGCAGCCCCAAGUGCUGUCUGUCUACAGCAUGGUAGAUCAGCAGCGCAAACAGACAGUGAGUCUCAGCGGAGCGAAGGGUCUGCUCUCCACAUCAGAUGGUGUGUUAGUGUUCACAGAGAGAGACAUUUUCAGCCUGCGUCUGGUGCCAUUCGAAGAGCAGAUCCAGGCACUUGUAAGGCAUGAGAGGGUGGAGGAGGCCUUAUUGUUGCUGGAUGGAAUUCAAGACCAUAGUCCACUUGACUCAUACAAGGAGCUGCAGAAGGCCAUCACUUGCCUGGCUGGAUUUGUUCAUUUUUACCAGCAGGGUUUUUCCGAGGCCAGAGAUCUAUUCAUUACAGGUGAGCUGGACCCCAGAGAAAUCAUCCGUCUCUACCCAAACAUGCAGUCGUGUCUCAGCGAGGACUUUCAAUCCCAGCUUGAUCAAGUGAACAAGGGCAGGGAUCUCCAGGUGGUCUGGCAAGAGAACAGAAACGCAUUUCAUCAUUACCUGGCCUUUCUGGGAGAUUUGCUCAGAGCAGUGAAGGGGACGGAGCAAGGCCUGAAGUGCAUUAAGGAGGUGGACUGCGCCCUCCUGAGGCUCUACGUUGAACUGGGAGACAAUGAAAAUCUGCAGCAGCUUGUGGAAUUUCCCAAUGAGUGUGGGCUGGAUCAAUGUGUGCCUAUUUUGGAGCAGCACAACAGAUUUUUUGCAUUAGGCUCCCUCUAUCAAAGCCAUGGAAAUCAAAUUUAUGCAAUUAAGACUUGGAUGAAAAUUGCAGAUGGCUUCCACAAAGACCCCUCUUGCUCAGAUGUAUAUGGACACAUAGUGUGGACUCUCAGUCAACUGCAAGACAGAGAUGCUGUGUGGAAAUUUGCAGACUGGACUCUGCAAAAAAACCAGGAGAUUGGUGUGCAGAUUUUCAGCAGGCGUCCACCAGAUGAUCGAUUUGAGGUACAAGACGUCCUUGCUCUUUUGGAGAAGUACCCACUGGCAGUGCUUUUGUAUCUUGAGUUCUUAAUCUAUGAUUUGAACAGUGAGGAGGAGAGACAUCACAACCGUCUGGCCCUGGCAUAUGUUACUCAGAUGCUGCAAAAGGAAGAGGAAACAGAUUUGAAGGAGACCAGAGGGAAGUUGCAGCAGCUGCUAUGGGAAUCCAAAUUUUACGACAUCUCCACUCUGUAUGAGAUAGUCAAGUCAACAACCUUGCACAUCGAGAAAGCUAUUCUCCUCGGCAGGACCGGUGAACACUCUCAGGCACUGCAGGUGCUUGUUCACCAGGAGCGAGACCUCCAGGCUGCGGAGGACUACUGCUGCAGGGCUGCCCAGGGCCAGAACUCACAGUUCAGGCAGACCCUGCUGCUGACCCUGCUCCAAAUCUACCUGUGCUCCAAAGAUCUCACCAGCGCUGCCGUGGAUCUGCUCAACAACAACCCUCGGGUCUUUGCUGCAGAGAAGGUCAUCCAGCUCUUGCCGGAUUCCUGGUCUGUUCAACUGGUCUCCCAGUUCUUAGUAGGAUCCCUCAGAGAGACCUUGCACCAGAGGCGGAUGGCAAGGCUGCAAACGGCUUUGGGCCAGGCGGAGCUCAUGCGGCACAAGGUCAUUUGGAUGCAGGCCUCAAACACAAAGUUCAGACUGGAAAAGGGGCAGAAGUGUGAGGUUUGUCAGAGAGACCUUGCAGAGACACAGUUUGCCUGUAACCUGCACGGUGAGCUGAUGCACACAAGCUGCACUGGCUUUUCAUCAUCGUAAAGUCACAGAUAGAUCACCGUAGAUGCGUCUCUGUACUCUUGAGAAUCACAUUCAUUUCUAGCCGGAUAAGUGUCUGCUUCCUACCUGAUAAUUUUUCUAGAUUAGACUGUGUCAUCUAGGCAAACUCUGUACAAGGAUUCAAUUUAUGGACCUUAGACCAGACACAUUCCCUAAUUAGAAAAAAGAAAAUACAUUGUGUAAAUAACUGGUUUCAAAAUGCAAAAGAGCAAGCAGUGCACUUUUUAAGGGCGGCAUGUCUGAGCCAUUUCCUAGAGACAUUGUAGACAGCAUAGCUAUAAAGUGAAUUGUGGAGGAUACUCAUGGGCAUAUAUUCACUGAUCAUACAGUGGUGUUUUACAUGGAAACCACCUGUGGUCAACCUGAUGACCAGAGGGAAUUUGACCAUCCUCCAUCACUGUAUAUAUGCAUCCCCGCCAUCAUGGUUUCCACUGACUGUGUAUAUUUGUCUGCAUAGAGCUGGAAAUAGAAAGUCAACAACUGCAAGGCUGCAUGUGAGAGACUUUUUUAUUUAGCUUUUGCAUUAAUAUACAUUUAUGACCAAAAACAAAAUCACAAUUACAGGUUUAAAAAUGAAAAGCAAACAGGUCGAGGAAGUGCGGAGUUUUGGGUCAUUUCUGUUAAUUUUACAAGCUACCAAAUUACAUAUCUGUGCUGUGUAUGGAACAUGAAAUCAGAGGCAAUUUUUGCCAACAUCAUCCCUAUAUCAUUAGGGAAUAAGACACACAUGUGCUCCAAAUAAUAACACACAAACUCCAGAUGUAUUUGUCUAUUUUUGUUCUAAUUAAGUCAUUAAGGCUAACCCUGACUGUGAGUAUUUCUUUAUCCUGAAACAUUUUGGGACAGGAGUUAAGGAGACGCCUAAAGUAGUUGGAAUAGUAAAUUGUGCAUUUGGCUGGACUGCUUGUACGUUUUUGGCCUGGGGUGAGUGACUAAUUGCAAUGUAGAUAAGUAAUGAAUUUUGAGCAUUUUGGAAGGGAUGAUCUCUUUGUGAUGCUUUUGCCAAGAUUUCUUCUGUUUUUCUCUCCUAAUAAAGUUUUUGUGGGA